Molecule: messenger RNA, 580 nt
Organism: Trichophyton rubrum CBS 118892
Lineage: Eukaryota; Fungi; Ascomycota; Eurotiomycetes; Onygenales; Arthrodermataceae
Exons: 1
Coding region: 93-473 (126 amino acids)
Source: RefSeq, a predicted model, not a curated record
GCACCGUCAAUCCUCUUUCUUUUUCGCAGGUCAGGCGUUGAGCAGCAGGUAGGUAGACAGUCCAGUCAGCCAGCAGUCAGCAGUAAGAGCAUAUGAAUGAAAGAACGACGAGACGACGACCAAGGCUCGAUGAAAGAGACGAGAUGGUGACACGCUGCACACCAAGGCAAUCAAUAGUUAGUCAAGCAAGGCGUCUGCAGCACUGCCUCAAGGCCAUCCUGCCUCACCUACGCGCCCAUCUCGACGAAAAGACCGCCCCGACAAGCCCGCCAAGGGAGAUCAUUGAAUAUUACUCUCCUGUCCCAAACGGACACCUUUCACGCAUCCCGCGAAGAUCACAGAUCAUGAUCUGUUCGUUCGUUCACCCCGUUUCAUGCGGGCGCCGGCGGAACAGGGAAGAAAAACAAAGCUUCAUCUCCUGCAUUCUCGGAUGCUGUGCUGUGCUGCUGAAAGGGGGGCCAAGGUAUCGGUAAAAAAGAAAGGAAAAUUACAAUCCAUUUCUUCAGCCAACACUGAACCAGGCUGGAAUCGAGAUGUAUGUGCAUGUGUACGUGCAUGCCAUCUCGAAGUCGAGUUAUGC